This is a messenger RNA of Phyllostomus discolor (pale spear-nosed bat), 1677 nucleotides long. RefSeq names its product forkhead box S1 (gene FOXS1). The transcript has a single exon. The record is from RefSeq and is a predicted model, not a curated record. Gene Ontology annotation, biological process: regulation of transcription by RNA polymerase II; anatomical structure morphogenesis; cell differentiation. Gene Ontology annotation, molecular function: RNA polymerase II cis-regulatory region sequence-specific DNA binding; DNA-binding transcription factor activity, RNA polymerase II-specific. Bases 424 to 1416 code for a protein of 330 amino acids. Lineage: Eukaryota; Metazoa; Chordata; Mammalia; Chiroptera; Phyllostomidae.
UAUCUGUCUUUUUUUUUUCACUGUCUAUGUCUCUCUACAUCUCUGCCUCUAUCUUCCUCUCUCUCUCUCUCUCUGCUUCUGUCUCUCUUGCCCUCAGUUUCACAUCCUAUCCCUCCCCGGCCACCACCGCCCAGCACAUGUGGGCUGGGGGUCUCUUCCCUCCCAAUUCCUCACCCCUGGCAGCCACUCAAAGCUUCCCAGUCCUGGCCUCUCCUGCCCGCCCCUCUUGGGCCUUGGAGGAGGGGGGCAAAGGAGGAAGGGAGGGCAGCCUGGUGGGCCCACCCCUUUUUGCCUUUCCAGGCUGGGAGGCUGGGCCAGUGGGCCUUUUAACCAGCCUGGGCAGGCUGUGCCGGACACCAGCUCUGGACGCCGUGCCUGGCUCCCGUGGUUCCGGCAGCCUCCAGCCCGGCCAGCCCAGCCAGCAUGCAACAGCAGCCCCCAUCAGGGCCCUUGGCCCCUGCAGCCGAGCCAACCAAGCCCCCCUACAGCUACAUAGCCCUGAUCGCCAUGGCCAUCCAGAGCUCCCCAGGACAGCGGGCCACACUCAGUGGCAUCUACCGCUACAUCAUGGGCCGGUUCGCCUUCUACCGCCACAACCGGCCAGGCUGGCAGAACAGCAUUCGCCACAACCUGUCACUCAACGAGUGCUUUGUCAAGGUGCCCCGAGAUGACCGCAAGCCAGGCAAGGGCAGCUACUGGACGCUGGACCCCGACUGCCACGACAUGUUCGAGCACGGCAGUUUCCUGCGCCGACGCCGACGCUUCACCAGGCGGGCAGGUGCCGAGGGCACCAAGGGCCCUGCCAAGGCACGCCGAGGACCCCUCCGAGCAACCAGCCAGGACCCAGGAGUCCCUGAUACUACGACUGGCAGGCAGUGUCCAUUCCUGCCAGAGAUGCCAGAGACCAAAGGCCUAAGCUUUGGGGGGUUUGUGGGGGGCUUGCCAGGCAGUAUGUGCCCGGCAACCACCGAUGUCAGGCCCCGGUCAUCCACGGAGCCCAAAGAGAUGCCCGCACCCAAGCCUGCAGGCUCAGGAGAGCUCCCUGUGGCCACUUCGUCUUCUUCCUGCCCGGCGUUUGGCUUUUCUGCCAGCUUCUCUGAGGCUGAGGGUUUCAGCAAGGCCCCUACGCCCAUCUUGACCCCCGAGACAGGCAUUGGGAGCAGUUACCAGUGCCGGCUGCAGGCCCUGAAUUUCUGCAUGGGCACUGACCCAGGCCUUGAACACCUCUUGGCCUCAGCAGCCCCCUCUCCUGCAACUCCCACCCCUCCGGCCUCACUGCGGGCCCCGCUGCCCCUUCCAGCUGACCCCAAGGAGCCCUGGGUUGCAGGCAGCUUCCCUGUCCAGGGAGGCUCUGGCUACCCAUUGGGACUGACCCCCUGCCUAUACCGGACGCCAGGAAUGUUCUUCUUCGAGUGAAGCCAGCCUGGCCUCGGGCAGUCCUUGCAGGACCCCUCCCACUGCAUCCUCCAGGCUGAGCCUGACUCUAGGAUCUGGGGAGCUCUCCAAGGACCCAGGUCUGGCAAGCCAGCGACAACCUGGACAGGCAGCCAAGACUGGAAUGGUGAACGCGCAACCAGCCUCCGGGGCCUCUGGACAGACUUGGGGUGAGGGGAAGCAGAGCCCCCUCGGGAUUUACUCUGUGGCUCUCAAGGCCAAUAAAGCCCGUGUGAUAAUGAG